AAACAGACCCGUUCUUCAACCCUCUCCUACCCAAAAUGAAGAGACCUGCCUCCGCAUCAACUGAUAUGAAGGCUUCUGCGGCAUAAGACACUCACCUUUUGCAGACAUGCCGGGGUCGUUAUACGAAAGCUCCAAUCUGGAUCGAGGCGGCAACAACAGGAAGAAGAAGAUAGAGGAAUUCUCUAGGUCUUCUCGGGAGAAAAUAGUUCAGUCGAAGAACAAAAUGUUCUCCAAAUUUACGUCGAUUCUCCAGCAUGCAGUGGAAGCGCUAGCUCCAUCACUACCCCUGCAGGAGGACUUUGUCUAUCACUGGAAAGCCAUUACACAUUAUUACAUUGAAACGUCAGAUGACAAAGCGCCAGUCACAGACACCAACAUCCCGUCCCACCUGGAACAAAUGCUGGAAAUUCUGAGUCAGGAGGAACUCGAACGGGAGUCUGGGGAGACUGGACCUUGCAUGGAGUAUCUCCUGCACCACAAGAUCCUGGAGACACUUUACACUUUGGGCAAGGCAGAUUGUCCUCCAGGAAUGAAGCAGCAGGUCCUGACCUUCUACACGAAGCUGCUAGCACACAUCCGUCAACCUCUCCUGCCACACAUCAAUGUUCACAGACCAGUUCAGAAACUGAUCCGCCUGUGUGGGGACGUACUUGCUGCUCCUACGGAAAACGAGGAGAUUCAGUUCCUUUGUAUAGUUUGUGCCAAACUAAAGCAGGAUCCGUAUCUUGUCAACUUCUUCCUUGAGAACAAGGCUAAGAAAAACGAGAACAAGAGUCCAGCUGGGGCGGACGGGCCAAAGGCCGCCGCGUUGGCUCCAGACACGGGUCAAGAACGCGCAGAAGGCAGUGAGGCGGCACAAGCGGCCGCUUCCAUCUCAAGUCCAAGCAACAGCAACAACAACAACAAUUAUAAUCUCGUUACCUCGCUGCUCAACCUUACCAAGAGUCCCGAUGGCAGGAUUGUGGUGAAGGCCUGUGAAGGCCUCAUGCUGCUGGUCAGUUUACCCGAACCCGCUGCUGCCAAGUGCUUGACUGAGAACACUGAGCUCUGUGAGCUUCUGACCGACAGACUGGUCACCCUCUACAACGCCCUUCCGCCCUCCAUGGACCCUUUGGACAUCGAGACAGUGGAGUCCAUCAACUGGGGUCUUGAUGUAUAUAAUGGGAAGGAGGAUGCUGCAAUGUUUGCGGGAAAGAGGCCUCUCAUCUCCUUCCUUUCGUGGCUGGAUUAUUGCGACCAGCUCAUUAAAGAGGCUCAGAAGUCGGCGGCCUCUGUGAUGGCCAAGGCGGUGCGCGAACGAUUUUUUGUUGGUGUGAUGGAGCCGCAGCUUAUGCAGACGUCCGAGAUGGGCAUCCUCACCUCCACGGCCCUGCUCAACAGGAUCAUCAGGCAGGUGACGUCCGAGGCGCUGCUUCAAGAGAUGGUGCGCUUCCUCCUGGGGGACGAGAGCGAAGCCGAGACUCCGUCUACCAUCGCUCAGAAUCCCGUCAGGCACAGGCUCAUCGAGCACUGUGACCACCUUUCAGACGAGAUCAGCAUCAUGACUCUGAGGCUUUUUGAGCAGCUCAUCCAGAAGCCCAACCAGCACAUCCUGCACAGUUUAGUGCUGCGGAACCUCGAGGAGAGGAACUACCUGGAAAACAAACCUCCCGAAGAACGAGAGCCCAUUGAAAACGGGCAGCCUCAUGACGCUGUAGACCUGGAGGAGGAUCCGCUGUUUGGCGACGACCUCUCGCCAGACAGCAGGUUGCCGUCUUCCGAUUGGCUCAGCCCGUCUCCGUCGCACAGUCCGGACCACUCCAAGUCUGAGGGGAAAACGGAAGUUCACAAGAUCGUCAACAGUUUCCUGUGUUUGGUGCCCGACGAGGCAAAGUCGUCGUACUUUGUGGAAGGAAGUGGCUAUGACACGUACCUCCGAGACGCGCACAGACAGUUCCGAGACUAUUGCGGCAUCUGUCUGCGCUGGGACUGGAGAGGAAGCCCCAAAGCCUUUGAGAAAUGCAACUUGGAACUCCCCUUCUUUGAGGGCCACUUCCUUAAGGUCCUCUUUGAUAGGAUGGGGCGCAUUCUAGAUCAGCCGUAUGACGUCAACCUGCAAGUGACGGCGGUGCUUUCCAAACUGUCUUUGUUACCGCACCCCCACCUGCACGAGUACCUGCUGGACCCCUACGUCAACUUGGCUCCCGGAUGCAGGUCUUUGUUCUCUGUUGUCGUCAGGGUCGUGGGGGACCUCAUGUUGAGGAUUCAGCGCAUCCCCGACUUCACCCCCAAACUGCUGCUGGUGAGGAAGAGAUUGUUGGGUCUGGAGCCCGAGGGCAUCACGAUCGACCACGUGACUCUCCUGGAGGGGGUGAUCGUGCUGGAGGAGUUCUGCAAAGAGCUGGCGGCCAUCGCUUUUGUCAAAUACCACGCCACCGCCUCUACGUCGCCAUAACGGCUCGCCCGCUCUUCUUGACGCGACUGUCGGGACUUGAUGGGCUGUGUGUUCCUGAGGUUCAAUACUGCCCAUGCAGCAGAGGAACAAGACUGAAGAUGGGCAACCUCUGCGUGUUCACUUUCACUGCCCAGCCAACCAUCCUCCUCCUCCUCCUCCUCAUCAUCAUCAUCAUCAUGAUGGAUGUUUUGUGUGUGGGACAAAAAGAUGCGUGUAUUUAUUUGCAGCCAUGGAUGCCAUCGCCUUAGUGUGGAAGCACACCAUUUUUGUUUAUGGAGCAUUUUUAUCUUUCGUGUUUUCCAUGCUUGAAGACAUGCAGUUAACAUUGUCCUUUUAAAAUGCCAAGUCCUCUUAUUUAUUGAUUUGCUUUCUUUUUAAACCAUCAUGGUAUUUGGAUGCUUUUAAUGCAGUCGACGGGCAGAUGAUUUAUUUCCUUCAUCCAAAACGAAGCUUCAUCGUCAUCCAAAGAGUUCACCAUCCAAUGUGGUGUUUAGGAGCCGGCGGACUUUUGCACAUGCACUUGUUACAUUUUCGCUUACAUUUGUACAAAGAUACAAGGCCUCUCUCACCGUUCCGUUCCCCACCCCGAGCCACUGAGCUCCUCUAUGUUUCUAUGCCUUCUUAUACAAACGUGUAUUUAAAAGCAGUGUUGUGUCUUGGAUGACCCAAAUGUGUACUAUAUUGUUACGUAUUCUUUGGCCAGGUGUAGGUUGCUUUAAAUCAACAUCUUACCACACUUCUUUUGGAGUACUUGAUGAGAAACUUCAAGAUAUUCCUCCAUGUGUCUUUGGUGUUUGAUUCAUUUUGAGAUUCGUGUUUCAGCCCUUGUGUGGGAAGGUUUGAGAGAGAUUUGUGUUGGUCUCUUUUGGUCUUGACCUGUUGAUGGAAGUGCUUGAACAGUCACACUUGCACAUUUGUAUUUCUUCACACUUGCUCAUUAUGUAAAUAACACAAAAGUUAAUCUGCCCCCCCCCCCACUCUUAACCCCCCAAAAUAGUGUAUCACAGGAGUAAUGUUCCUAUUUUGCAGGACUUGCCUUUUUUCAUGCAACUUUUAUAAUCAGCCAUCUUACCAACUUUGUGUGUUCAGUAUAUUGUAUGUGUACAAUAGCAAUAUAGAAGGAUACUACCUGGUGUCAAAAGAAUGCCGCGGCAUUAUUUUCUUUGUUGGAAGAGAGCAGAAGGCUAAUUGGCUGAGUUCUCCGUGACAUGUGAUGCCUUAGUACUUCUUUCUCGUCAUCUAUUUGGUUACAUCAGCUCACUUUGUCAUGGCCGUGACUGAUCUCGUUUGCUUUUCUUCGAUGUUGACCGGUCACUACUGUUCUCAGAGUCUUUCUGCUUCUUUUCCAACAAGAAGCAGGGGAAGCCUUGUUUCUUUUUUUUUCUGUCUAUUUUCAUUUGUGCAAUGCAAACGUGAGACAUAUGGUGCAUGAUCUUCCCUCCUGGUGCUUCACUGAGGAUUUGAGAAAGCAAGCCUAAUGUGUUCUCACCCACUUUAUUUCUCCCUUAUGAGCAAUCUUGACUUCAGUGCUGUUGGGACAAUGCGCUCUUGUUCAACUUUCUCCAUCUGAAUAAAAGAUGUAUUCCAACUGGGUUCAUUCAUGUUUGAUCUUGUUUUUAUUACAAAAUAUCUGUACAAUAAAAACAAAACAUACUCCUGUA
Hippocampus comes (tiger tail seahorse) is the source of this 4095-nucleotide messenger RNA. It is a transcript of the gene fhip2a, whose product is annotated as FHF complex subunit HOOK interacting protein 2. Bases 107 to 2434 code for a protein of 775 amino acids. The record is from RefSeq and is a predicted model, not a curated record. The transcript is spliced from 18 exons. Lineage: Eukaryota; Metazoa; Chordata; Actinopteri; Syngnathiformes; Syngnathidae.